GUGAAGUAGCACAGUAGACUGUCACUGCACGGAAUACAUAGCUACACUUUUCUGUUAUUCAUAACUUUCUGGAAAUGACAUUUAUACGUUAAGCUUGAAGACUAAAUCCAACCCAAAAUGACGGUGGACUUUGAAGAAUGUGUGAAAGAUUCACCCCGGUUCAGGGCAAACAUUGAUGAAGUGGAGACGGAGGUGGUAGAGAUUGAAGCUAAACUAGACAAGCUGGUGAAGCUAUGCAGUGGGAUGAUCGAGGCAGGGAAGGUGUAUGUCAGUGCCAACAAACUCUUUGUGAAUGGAAUCCGGGACCUGUCCCAACAAUGCAAGAAGGAUGAGAUGAUCUCGGAUUGCCUGGAGAAGUGUGGGGAGAGCCUCCAGGAAAUAGUCAACUACCACAUGAUUCUGUUCGAUCAAGCCCAGAGAUCUGUGAAGCAGCAACUGCACAACUUUGUGAAAGAGGAUGUCCGUAAGUUCAAGGAGACCAAGAAGCAAUUUGACCGCAUGCGUGAGGACAUGGAGAUAGCCCAGGUGAAGAACGCCCAGGCUCCCAGGAACAAGCCACACGAGGUGGAGGAGGCCACCGGAACACUCAGUGUCACCAGGAAGUGCUUCAGACACCUGGCCCUCGACUACGUACUUCAGAUCAACGUCCUUCAAGCCAAGAAGAAGUUUGAGAUCCUAGAUGCUAUGCUGUCCUUCAUGCAUGCCCAGUACUCCCUCUUUCAGCAGGGCUACAACCUGCUGGAUGAGAUUGACCCCUACAUGAAGAAGCUGGCUGCUGAGUUGGAUCAGUUGGUGAUUGACUCGGCCAUGGAGAAGAGGGAUAUGGAACACAAGCACGCCACCAUACAGCAGAGGACCCUCAUGCAGGACUUCUCGUAUGACGACUCGAAGGCAGAGUUGUUCAACGUGGACGCGCCCAAUGGCGUGGUGAUGGAGGGGUACCUGUUUAAGAGAGCCAGCAAUGCCUUUAAGACGUGGAACAGGCGGUGGUUCUCCAUCCAGAACAGUCAGCUGGUCUAUCAGAAGAAGCUGAAGGAUUCCCUGACGGUGGUGGUGGAGGACCUCAGGCUGUGCUCUGUCAAGCCCUGUGAGGACAUUGAGAGGAGGUUCUGCUUCGAGGUUGUCUCCCCCAACAAGAGCUGUAUGCUGCAGGCGGAGUCAGAGAAGCUUCGGCUAGCCUGGAUCCAAGCAGUGCAGGCCAGCAUUGCCUCAGCAUACAGGGAGAGCCCAGACUACCACUACAUCGAGUGUCUGGAUAGGACAGCCUCACCUUCCGUCAGCAGUAUCGACUCGGCCAGCGAGCCUCGGGAACGCAGUGUCAGGGGGGAGACCAUCCUGCAUCGUAUACAGUGUCUCCCGGGCAAUGAGUAUUGCUGUGACUGUGGCCAGGCCGACCCGCACUGGGCCUCCAUCAACCUGGGCAUCCUGCUCUGCAUCGAGUGCUCCGGCAUCCACAGGAGUUUGGGGGUUCACUGCUCCAAGGUGCGCUCUCUAAUGUUGGACUCAUGGGAACCUGAGUUACUAAAGCUGAUGUGCGAGCUGGGAAACAGUGUCAUCAACCACAUCUAUGAGGGAGCAUGUGAGGCACAGGGCCUGAAGAAACCAGGGCCCUCAAGUUCCAGGCAGGAGAAGGAGGCAUGGAUCAAAUCAAAGUAUGUGGAGAAGAAGUUCCUGAAGAGGUUGGGGGCCACCGAGGUGCUUGUGAACGGCGGGCGGAAGACGGAGCACCGGUGGAGUGUGAAGAAGUGGCAGAGACACAACAGCGCCACCACAGUGCCUAAGACCCGACGGAAAUACCGUCAGGAGCCGGGCAGCGCCUCCCCUGCCACCCUCUCCUCAGCCGCUUCAGCUCUAGAGAGAAAGUUCCGACGAGAGUCACUGUUUUGUCCAGACGAGCUGGACAAUCUCUUCUCUUACUUCGACACAGGAUCUGGACCUCGUAGCCCUGCAGGUCUGAGCAGUGACAGUGGCCUGGGCGGCAGCACAGACGGCAGCACAGAUAUCCUGGUGUUCGGCUCAGUGGUGGACAGUGUUACAGAGGAGGAGUGUGAGGUGUCAGAGGACUCUAGCGGAGAGGCUGAGAUGGAGCCAGAGACCGAGACCCAGUCGGACCCAGAGGAUGGGCGUGAGCUCCACCCUGGGGCGCUGCUCUACAAGGCCUCCCAGGCACGCAACCUGCCCGGCAUGGCUGAGGCGCUGGCCCACGGGGCUGACAUCAACUCCGUCAACGACGAGGAUGAUCGCAAGAGCCCACUCAUACAGGCUGUGUUUGGGGGCUCCUUGAUAGCCUGCGAGUUCCUGCUCCAGAAUGCAGCUGACGUCAACCAAAGAGACGCAAGGGGGAGGGGGCCACUACACCACGCCACAUAUCUGGGACACACAGGGCAGGUGUGUUUGUUCCUGAAGAGAGGAGCCACGCAGAAUGACAGGGAUGAGGAUGGACAGGACCCUCUGAGUAUCGCUGUGCAGGCAGCCAAUGCAGACAUCGUCACUUUGUUGCGACUGGCCAAGAUGAAUGAGGAGAUGCGGGAGUCAGAGGGACCGUUCGGCCAGCCAGGUCAAUACCCCACUAGCAGCUCCACAGAACAGCAAUAUAAGAAAUGCAUACAAGAGUUUAUCUGUCUCCACAUAGCUGAUUGCUAGAAGUCAAUCACAAUACUUAGUCCUGGUCCAAUGAAUCAAGCUUUCCCUUCAGAUGAUGGUUGGAUGGGAAGCCAAUAGUAUACCAGGACUGUGGCAGCCCUGUGUGGAAUCUUGUACAGGAAGGAACAUUGUCCAAAACACACAUUUCUUUGUCAAGAUUCCCCACAGGCUGCUGUCUGUGUUCUAGCCAAUACUCUGGCUAACUAAAGUUUUUCAAACGAGGCGGCACCAGAAUAUACCAACUACAAUUCCCUCAGGCUCAUCAACGUAUAGGAUGUCAGUAUUAUUAACUCUGUCAUGAUGUCAAACUGUACGGUUGACUUCAUGGCUAAAUUUGCUAAGAGUUAGUUCAUUUGUCACAAAUGGUUAGGGACCAAGUUUUUAAUAUGACUUCAUAAGUUCAUUUAAAUCAUCUUUACUAUACCAUCUGUAUCCUACUUAUACCCAUGUCAAGCCAAGUUAAUUCAGCUGCUCUAUAUUUAUUUGGAGAGGUGUUUGCUUGUGGUCUUCAAGGUAGGGUGGUGCGCUCCUAACCAAAGACCAGAUCCGGCCAAUAUGUUGCACAUUACAGUGCAUUCGGAAAGUAUUAAAGUAUUUUUUCCCCCUCAUCAGUCGACACACAAUACCCCAUAAUGACAAAGCAAAAGCAGUUUUUUUAAAUUCUUUGCAAACAUAUAAAAAAAUAAAUGGAAAUAUCACAUUUACAUAAAUAUUCAGAACUUUUACUGAGUACUUUGUUGAAGCACCUUUGGCAGCGAUUACAGUCUUAUUGGGUAUGACGCUACAAGCUUGGUACACCUGUAUUUGGGGAGUUUUUCCCAUUCUUCUUUGCAGAUCCUCUCAAGCUCUGUCAGGUUGGAUGGGGAGCAUUGCUUUACAGCUAUUUUCAGGUCUCUCCAGACAUGUUUGAUCGGGUUCUCGUCUGGGCUCUGACUGGGCCACUCAAGGACAUUCAGAGACUUGUCCCGAAGCCACUCCUGCGUUGUCUUAGCUGCUUAGGGUUGUUGUCUUGUUUAGAGUCGUUGUCCUGUUUGAAGGUGAACCUUCACCCCAGUCUGAAUCCUGAGCACUCUGGAGCAUCAAGGUUUUCAUCAAGGAUCUCUCUGUACUUUGCUCUGUUCAAUCUUUCCCUUGAUGCUGACUAUUCUCCCAGUCCCUGCCGCUGAAAAACAUCUCCACAGCAUGAGGCUGUCACCACCAUGCUUCACCAUAGGGAUGGUUCCAGGUUUCCUCCAGAUGUAACACUUGGCAUUCAGGACAAAGAGUUCAGUCUUGGUUUCAUCAUACCAGAGAAUAUUGUAUCUCAUGGUUUGAGAGUCUUUAGGUGCCUUUUGGCAAACUCCAAGCAGGCUGUCAUGUGCCUUUCGCUGCGGAAUGGCUUCCGUCUGGCCACUCUACCAUAAUGGCCUGAUUGGUGGAGUGCUGCAGAGAUGGUUGUCCUUCUGGAAGGUUCUGAGCUCCACAGAGGAACUCUGGAGCUCUGUCAAAGUGACCAUCAGGUUUUUGAUCACCUCCUUGACCAAGGUCCUUCUCCCCCAAUUGCUCAGUUUGGCCGGGCGACCAGCUCUAGGAAGAGUGUUGGUGGUUCCAACCUUCUUCCAUUUAAGAAUGAUGGAGGCCUUCAAAGCUGCAUAAAUGUUGUUCUACCCUUCCCCAGAUAUGUGCCUCAACACAAUCCUGCCUCAGAGCUCUACAGACAAUUCCGUCCACCUCAUGGCUUGAUUUUUGCUCAACAUGCAAUGUCAAUUAUGGGACAUUUAUAUAAACAAUUGUGCGCCUUUCCAAACCAUGUCCAAUCAAUUGAGUUUACCACAGGUGGACUCCAAUGAAGUUGUAGAAACAUCUCAACGAUGGUCAAUGGAAACAGGAUGCACCUGAGCACAAUUUCGAUUCUCAUAGCAAAGGGUCUGAAAACAGAUGUAAAUAAGGUAUCUGUUUUUUAUUUUUAAUACAUUUGCUAAUAUUUCUAAAAAAACAAAUGUAGCUUUGUCAUUGAGGUAGUGUGUGUAGAUUAAUGAAGGAAAUAAUUUAUUGAAUCCAUUUUAGAAUAAGGCUUCUAAUGUAACAAAAUGUGGAAAAAGACAAGGGGUCUCAAUAUUUUCAGAAUGCACUGUAACUAUCAUCAACCGACCUGCUUAUAUAAGAAUACCAGAUCAGCAUAUGGUAGUCUUGUCAAGAGUAGACUAUGAAAGCAGACAUUCAACACAUUCAUUUUAAGGCCUGAAAGUCGUUGUCUUUGUAUCUAGUCAGUUAUUACAAACAUAUUAAUUCUGCUCCAGCUGUGUUGUGGCAUGAGGUGGUUCUUUAGUACACGCAUGUUGUUUUAAAAAGGGGUGAUUUGAAGGGGUGACAAUGAAGCUAAAUAAUAACUGUGAUUGAGAAUGGAUGAUAUAUGGAUUAUAUGUCAUAAAUGUGUACUUGUCUUGGUGGAGACACUUUAAAGUAAAGCUUUUACAUGGAUUUUAAAGCAACAUUAUGCACUUUUCCUACCCAUAAUGAUUUGAAUUUAUUUUUGGCAUUUUAAUUUACUAGUGUAGGUUUUUACCAUCAUUUAUGAACUGCCUAGACUCUAGGCCCUAGAGCAAUAGUGCAAUGAUAAUUUAAAUACAGAUACGCUGUAUUUCUUGUAUUAUGUUGAACAAUAUGAUGCAGAUGGUAUUUUUUUAAACUGGAUAUAUUUUGUUAAUUUUAUUUUCCUGAGCUUUCACACACAACAUCACUUAACCUUUACCAUGAUUUCUUCAUGUCUCUUUUUGGAAAAGACAACCACAACUCACAAUCUUAUAAUAGAAACCUUACAAACUGCAAUGAGACUGACCUUUUUAAUAUAAUAUGUAUUACAGUAUUUGUAUGUUUGCCAAACAUUGACUUAUGUUUGAUGUAUCAUGGCUAUACAAUAUUAUAUUUGUUCUGGGUUUCUUGCUUGAAUAGUGCAUGGGUUGCUGUAGCCCAGGUCUUUCAAAGCCCUGUUGGUUUUGUUUACUUCAUUCAUCCGUGUAUGUUAAUAUUUGAUAUAUUGUGUAAUGAUAACUGUGUAAUGUGCUGCCAAAUCAUGACAACUAUACAUAGUAAGACAUUGUAAAGGUUAGAUCUGUAGUCUAUUGGCAAACUGAACCAGAUAUAUUGGAUAGACUACCCCAUAACAUACAGGCAUAGUUUGACUUUGACAGGCCAUUUAGAACAGGAGAGAAAGCUUGGUCUAUGUAAAACUUUCUAGCUCCCCUGAAUACCAACAUAAUACUCCGUUAUGUAAGCACAGCCUGUGUACACACAGUCAGAGGAUGACCAGUCCUCCAUGUUUACCUUGAUACUGUGCAGUUGCUUACUGACCUAACCACAUGUUUACAUCAUGUUCCAGAGUUGAAAUCAUCUUGAUCAGGAAAUUACAUUAGUUGUUCUUGCUGUAGGCUAGUAACAACUGAUGUUUUUACAUUGCGUUUGGGUUGCUCGAGUUUACUUCAAGCCAAAGACCACAUUACGUUCUUCAAGUAAUUUAUAAGCAGAAAAUAAAUAAGCAGUAAAAAAAAAACUUUCGAAUAUGUCUGUUAAACUAUCAAUUUCAUUCUAGUUUUGGCUUCUACUGUGCAGUACAUGACAAAAAGAGUAGUAGUAGAUUAUAUUAGACUCAAUGAAAGAUCUAGGGAACAAUGUUAUGACCAAAAAAUGCCAAUGAUUUGCGUCAAGCCACUAAAGGUUUACAUGUUGUACAGUACAGUGUAUCGGAGUGAGUGGAUUGACUAGACCAUAGGUUGACUAGGUGACUGCUAUGCUGUAAAUAGGCUAAACAAUUAUUACCGCUUGAAACAUGCAAAUUUAAACUUUCCUGUAUUGUCUUUAAAAAAAAUGUUUUUUUACUAAUUACCUCUGUACGUUGUUUGUAUAUUGUUUGUGAACUCUGUAUCUUUAAUUAACUUACACUACCUUUAUGUUAAUUUCCUUUUCCUAAUGUCUUCUAAAAUGAGAAAAUACUGAAAAUAAAUGGAAGAUGUGACUCAUUCAACACCUAACUUCUCCCGCUGCUUAUUGCUUCAUUUCUUCUGUUCUUUCUAUAGCACUAUUAUAACACUCCCUCUGUCACUACAACUUAACACUCCCCCUGUCACUACAACUAACUGCAUUAACCUGAACUGGCAAUGCACUUAUGAGUCAACCACUUACGUCUAGGGUGAAGAUAUAACAACAUACCACACAUUUUCAGAGAUUAGAAAACCUGUCCUCCUACAUUCAACUCAGUAUGGAUUCAAAAAGUAUUUCUAUGGUCAAUCCAGUUUGCCCCAUAUUUAAAAAAAAAAUGUUUACACUUGUUUCAGCGCUUUAUAAAAUGUUUUCAUUUUGUUUGAUAAAUCGAUUCUCAACUGUUUAUUUGAAAGGGCUGUGAAUUGGCCCCUGUAGAUGGUGUGCUGCUCAUUUGCCCAUUGAUCAUAAAAUACCAAAUAAUCAUAGAUACACACAGCCACAGACUGGAAUGUUCUUCUUCCCUCCUUUUUUAAAUUAGUCUAGCUGAGAAUUUCUCGGGGUAGAAAGGAGUUUGACUGGCGGUCGCCAUGGUCACCAGAAAAGUAAAGCUUGAUAAUUUGGUAAUAGAUUGGGUGAAGCCUAGAGUCAUGGUGCCUAGACUAUGGUUUUGUUCCUCUGCUGAUGUGUUAUCUAGACUUGAAUUUAAAAAAAAUCUUUGUAUCAGGUUUUGAACAAUCGAUUUCAUGUUUUUUCACACAAAUUCCACAUUAUUUUAUGGCAGGCCUACUGUUAUUUACCAGAUCAAUUCAAAUGCAAUUCUUGACGAUAAUGCUCUGUUACAUUCCUAUCCCUUUUCAGGAGACACUACUUACCUCGACAUCUUCCGAGAGUUUUCUCACAUGGCCUCCCACAAUCCAGAGAAGCUGAAGCGGAG
This is a messenger RNA of Oncorhynchus masou masou (cherry salmon), 7534 nucleotides long. Its product is annotated as arf-GAP with coiled-coil, ANK repeat and PH domain-containing protein 3-like. Lineage: Eukaryota; Metazoa; Chordata; Actinopteri; Salmoniformes; Salmonidae. The record is from RefSeq and is a predicted model, not a curated record. Gene Ontology annotation, cellular component: cytoplasm. Gene Ontology annotation, molecular function: protein binding; GTPase activator activity. The coding region runs from base 118 to 2643 and encodes 841 amino acids. The transcript has 23 exons.